This is a messenger RNA of Aspergillus calidoustus, 4755 nucleotides long. Lineage: Eukaryota; Fungi; Ascomycota; Eurotiomycetes; Eurotiales; Aspergillaceae. The record is from the annotation of a GenBank genome assembly.
AUGAGCUCCACGAUCGAGGGCCGUGAUGAUCGGGCCCGAGAGGACGACCCCGAUUUGGGUCCAGCAGACGACGACGAGCAGCUCCCCGAGGCAAGCAAUGGCGUCAACGGAGACGGAACGCUAGAGGAAGGCUUGGAGGACAACUCAAUGGCACAUAUAGAGGAGGACAUACCGGACUUGGCCGGCCAAAAUCACGCUUCAAUUGACCUUCCAGAGUCACCGCGUGCCGCGCAGUUGGGUCCGUCGGAUAGUGUCGACGAGAUAGGGUCUAACCCGGAUGAUACGCCAUCUUUGCGUGGGUCGAUUCCGUCCACACCGAGUAGUAGCGCCCUGGCGUUUCGUGGCUCACCGCGACCAAGCCCCAGUCCGUCGCACCGCCCUUUUGACCUUCGGUUCCAAUCUAGAUUGUCUUCUUCAUCGCCUGGCAGCAUCCGACCGUCCUCGCCUUUUCUCACAAAGUUCCACUCACGCAAGUCGUCGCUCACAAGCCGGUUAUCCCCGGCUACUAUCGAGUCCGACCCCGACCUUCAGCAGGAGCCAUGGGAAGUUGUGCGCUGGACAAAACUGAGAAAGAUCACUGGUCAGGCGUUCUCAGAAGUUGGCAAGCGGAAUUUUGGCUCUCCGACGUGUAUGGUGGUAUCUACCUCCAUCGUCAUUGGAACCUCUAGAGGAAUCAUUUUGGUUUUUGAUUAUCAACAGAGCCUGAGGGCUGUCAUCGGGCCGGGUACAAAGGCUGUCGAAUGCGGUGCCAUUCAGUCGUUGGCGCUUUCUGCGGAUCACUCGACUGUUGCCGGAGGCCAUGAUUCUGGCGACAUAUUCACGUGGGAGAUAUCAAGACCGGCGCGACCAUUUCUUCAUAUCCAACCGAUACCCGCAAACCAGAUUGAGACGAGAACAUCAGAUGGUCAUAUUGCUAGAUCGCCAGUCAUACAUUUGGGCUUUUUGGGGACGAGGCGCACUGCACUUGUAUCCGCCGACAAGCGUGGAAUGGCCUUUUCUCACUUGGCGACUCGCGGCAUGGGUGCCAUGGGACGUACUGUAAAGACGACGAGGGUGUUAGGUCGCUAUCCACAGCCUACAGUGGAGGCGGCCGCUCGACCGCGGAAGCCGAGCUCUGUGCUUGCCUUUGCGCCUCUCCCCUUGGGGAAUGUUGAGCAGACAUAUGACUCUUUGGGCCUGGUCGCUAUGCUUACGCCUUAUCUCCUAGUCAUCGUCUCUACGACUCCUGUCGCCCAGACACAGCACAAAUCGGCGCGCCCGAAAGAGGUUGCCGCUCACGGAGCAAUGACCGGCGCUCUAGCAUGGUUCCCAGCGAUAAAGCUCAAGGGAAAGGACUCGGAAACCUCAAAGACAAAGCUCGUUUAUUGCUGGUCGAAUGUGCUAACCGUGAUGGAUGUUUCUGAAGUGGAAACAGACGACGACCCAUCCAGAGAUCGGCCUCCGAGUCUGGAAUUCCGUCCGCGGUGUAGAUGGAGGGCUGACGAGGCUAUUGUUGCUGUGCAAUGGCUGAGCCGAUCGGUAUUGGCCGUUCUUACCAUUACGCAGCAGAUGCUCAUUCUCGAGGACCACACAAUGCGCGUGACGAAUGCUGUUGACUUGUUAAACAGACAUAUUUAUCAUGUUGACUUAUUCUCAGCACAACUCCACUCCCUGGUCGAGCAGUUCAAUGAGCAAGAUACCUCGAUGCAUGGUGUCGUGGCUGAUGCUUUCUAUAUGAGCUUCCGCUCCUACAAGGGACGGCUGUUUAUGCUCGGUCACAACGAGAUGCAGAUCGGUAGCCUAUCAAAUUGGGCAGAUCGAUUACUUGCACUGAUGGAGGCCGGGGACUUUAUUGGAGCCAUCCGGCAGGCGACCGCGUACUACAGUGGGAACUCGGAGAAGCUCACCGUUGGGUUGCCCGAUGAGGAUGCCUUGCGACAGCCGAUAGUCCGUGAGAAGCUCUUGGAAAUGGUGUCCGCUUCCCUGAAAUAUGCCUUUGGACGAAAUACCGAAGCAUCCAACGAUCGACUCGAUCGACAACAAUUAGAGGAGCUAGCCGAGGUUUCCCUCUCGGCCUGCGUCUGCAUGGCUGAGGAGGACUUCCUUUGGGACGAGGUUUUCAACUGGUACGAAGAACAUGACUCGCAGGGUAUCUUCAUCGAUGCUCUAGAGCCUUUUAUCCACGAGGGAACAGUUCUCUCGCUCCCUCCGACAGCCGUCAAAGCUCUCAUCAACCACUUCAUCCUUACCCAUACUGCUAGCCAGUUGGAGGAGAUUAUCUGCCUUUUGGACACCAGCACGAUGGAUAUCGAUCAAGUGACGACACUGUGCAAGCAGCACAACCUUUACGAUGCAUUUAUAUACGUCUGGAAUCGCUGCCUCGGAGAUUAUAUUGGACCACUCCAGGAGUUGAUGAGGCUCAUCCCUUCUCAGCACGCCGUCACCAAUGGCGACUCGGUGAAUGAGCUCAAGCAAUACACCAACGCCAUGAAAGUAUUUCCGUAUCUUUCCUUCAUUCUAACUUCCCGUUCCUACCCCACUGGAAACGAUAUGGCGGAGGACGAGGCAUUCCGGGCCAAAGCAGCUGUUUACGAUUAUCUAUUCUCCGGGAACCAGGCGAGUAAUACGACGCAUUCCCAGGCGAAUGGAACUUUCUCUGCCCUCGAGGUACUCUUGCAGUUUGACACGUCUAGCUUUAUGAGUAUGCUCAACGAAGCGUUUGAGGAUAGCUUCCUCAAUGAGCAAGAUCCGGACGAGGUUGUUGUUCCUCACCAGGGUGUUUCUAUCAACCGACAGUAUUUGAUCAGCAUCUUGCUCCAGACUCUGACUCCACCGACUUUUGAUCCCUCUGAUACCAUUUACCUGGAUAUUUUCAUUGCACGAAACCUUCCCAAAUACCCGCAAUACAUUCUUCUUUCUGGCAGCACCCUUCACCAAGUUCUCCAGCGGCUAUGUCAAUACCCAAACGAAGAGAUGGCAGAAGACUGCCAACUAAGUGCCGAAUACCUGCUCUCCAUUUACCAUCCGCCAGACGUCCAGCAAAUGAUUCCUCUCUUCCGAAAGGCCCGCUUUUUUCGAAUCCUCAAGUCUACAUACAAGUCUGAGAAACAAUAUCCGGAGCUGAUACUCACCUUUUUGGAAGACCCGAGCGAGAAAGAUCGAAUUUUCACAUGUCUUCAAGACUGCCUGCGCCCUGGCUCUAACCUGGGCAAGAAGCAAAGACAGGCUGUUAUCAGCGUGAUCGAGACCCAUGCCCGUGAAAUUGCAACAAUAGAUGUCCAAAGAGCAGCAAAGUCAAUGCGGGACUUUGCGCCAGAGACCCAUGGCACUUUCAUCAAGGCACUGCAGGACGAUACCUACGGCCAGUAUGAGUAUCUGACUGUGGUCGUCGAGCGAAUGCAGUUUCCAACAACCGAAACACGUGAGCUCCAACCGAUUGGCAAUUGGAUGGUAGAACGUUACGUGCAGCUACUUUGCAAGUAUGAGCCUGCCCAGGUUGCAAAUUUUGUGGAUGCACUCCGAGAAGGUGACAUCCGCCUUGAAGAGUUGCUCCCCUCCAUGGAGGAAAGUGGGGUAGUUGAUGCUGCUGUUGUUCUCCUGGCCAGACAAGGCCAAGUGCGAGCCGCUAUGGAUCGACUCAUUGCGCAUCUAAAAACUCUAGAGUCUGGACUGGUGGGGAUUCUGCAGAGUGUGCAGGAGACACCAGACUCGGCUAGUACGGCCGAAGCAAUCGACGAUCUUAUGGAAUCCUUGAACAAAUACGCCAAAGUCGGAACAUGGCUUUGCCAAGGCCAGAGCAAGACGCCCAAGACUGCACGUAACAUCAUCAUUCAGCGAAACGGCAAGGUCGCCAAAAACAAUGCUCUGGAGCAGCCGUUGUCGUUUGACGAAGAGCUUUGGCUUGACUUACUCGAGGGUGUGGUCCGCAUUGCGAGCAGUGUCUUUGGGCAGAUUCAGCGAGGCAUUAUUGCAAAUGGAGAGGCGGCAGAGUCGGUGUCGCCGUUAGGAAACAACGCUUCUCAACUAGUGUCAUCGUUUCGGACCCUGGUGCAACAGGUCUUCACUAUACUCCUUUCGAGCACGGUUCGAACUAGCGGGCCGGCGGGUCCACCGACAGGGGGGGAACGCAACGAUGUUGCAUUUCUCCGCAUACUACGCGCCUUUUUAACUCGGGCAGUGCGUUGGUCUCCAUCACUACUUGAGCUCCGAGCUGUGUUGGCUUCCGUAUUCUCUGCCUACACUUAUGAAAAGUCACUGCUGUCGCUCGCCAAUGGAAUGCUAGAUAGAGAUCUGUUUGUGCAUGUUGAACAAGUGACACGACUCCGGCAGCGGGGAUGGCGGCCUCGUGGUCAAGUCUGCGAAGUGUGCCGGCAGCGCAUUUGGGGCCCCGGAGUCGGCCCCCAACAUUGGCAUGCCUGGGAGACAAGGCAAAACGAACUAGAGCAGCACCGCCUCGCGCGCCAGAUGGAAAGCCGAGUCGACCCUGCGUCCGCCAGAGGAAAAGGUAAAGCAGCAGCUGUUGCGCCGAUCGGUCAGCCGCCGCACCAUCUCGACGGGCACGUGGAUCCGAGCACAAGUGAUCAUGGGCUGAAACCUGCAAACGAAGAACAGGCUGGCGCGAUACCGGGACCCGUGGUGGUGUUCUCCUGCCGACAUCUGUAUCAUCGCCAAUGUCUGCUGGAUCUUGGUCAGUCGCAGCCGCCGCGACGCCGGCAACAUCACGUUGGAGAAUGGGAGAUGUUGGCAUGCGCUGUUUGUCCUGUACAUAGCGAAUGA